Messenger RNA from Quercus robur (English oak), 663 nucleotides. RefSeq lists its product as uncharacterized. Gene Ontology annotation, molecular function: nucleic acid binding; RNA-DNA hybrid ribonuclease activity. NCBI's taxonomy places the organism in Eukaryota, Viridiplantae, Streptophyta, Magnoliopsida, Fagales, Fagaceae. The transcript has a single exon. The record is from RefSeq and is a predicted model, not a curated record. Bases 1 to 663 code for a protein of 220 amino acids.
AUGGCUGAACUGUUUGCCUACAUGGGAUGGAGUCUAUGGUUCAACAGGAAUGCAAAAAGAGUUGGGUCCACUUCCUUGCCAGCGGAAAAAAUUUUCAGUGAUGCUGUGGAACGGCUGCAAGAGUUCCAUUCGGUGAAAGAUUACUCAACACAAGAAGACGUGGUUGUACAUUCAACCCAAUGGCGGCCUCCCCCACAUCCAACCUACAAAAUCAAUUUUGAUGGAGCAACUUUCAUUGAUUCAGACUCGGCAGGUUUGGGUGUGGUAGCUCGUGACUCAGACGGCAUGGUUAUCGCCUCCCUUUCGGAACGAAUCAAACUACCACCAACGGUUGCUGACUUGGAAGCUCUGGCGUGCAGAAGGGCGAUCUUAUUCACCCUCGAAUUAGGACUCCAAGAAGUGGUGUUUGAAGGUGAUUCGGAGGUUAUUAUCAACCACCUCAAAGCAGGACAGCCCUGUUUGACAGCUUUUGGGCACAUAAUAGAGGAAGCACGAAGCCUUUUAGCCAGGUUGAGACAAGCAUCAUACUCACACACAAGGCGCAAGGGAAACAAAGUAGCUGAUAAGCUUGCAAAACUAGCAAAAAACUUGUAUGAACCACAAGUGUGGAUGGAGGACAUUCAUAGUAAUGCUCGCAAUAUGUAUUCCAUGACAGAGGCGUAA